Molecule: messenger RNA, 1995 nt
Organism: Ostreobium quekettii
Lineage: Eukaryota; Viridiplantae; Chlorophyta; Ulvophyceae; Bryopsidales; Ostreobiaceae
Source: the annotation of a GenBank genome assembly
AUGGCCUGCAGCGCCCUCACGGUGCGGUUUCCGGGAGGAAGGCGUCGGAGAGCGGUGUUCAAAAGGAAUGAGUCCGUGGUCAAGGGACUUGGAAAGGCGGGGCUGUUGCCCGCUGGUGUGGGCAUGGGGCUCGUCGCGACUGGGACAGCCGGCCGAGGAGGCGGGAUGGCGGGCCGGAGUGGCGGGGGGUGCGGGGCGGCGUGCUCUCCGGUGUGCAGCGCCGGCGUCGCGCACAGAAAGGGGUCCAAACAGGAUGUCGAUUGGGGGAAGCUCAUCGGCUUCGCUGUGGCCGCUUGGCCGAGCCUCUCCUUCAGAAGGGACGAGCAGCCCCUCAUCUCCUACGACACUGAGCGGCCCGCUCCUGUGGAGAGCAAGAGGCCGCCGGGGCCGAAGCCGCGCGUGGUGGUGUUGGGAUCUGGGUGGGGCGCCGUGAGCUUCAUAAAGGCGCUGUCCCACGAGGCGUGCGAGAACUACGACUUCAUCCUGGUCAGCCCUCGAAACUACUUCCUGUACACGCCGCUGUUGCCCGCCGUGGCCACGGGAACUCUGGAGGAGCGGUCCAUCGUGGAGCCAAUCCGCAACAUCGUCAGGGGCAAGGCCCGGUACAUUGAAGCGAUGUGCUCGUCCAUCAACCCGGAGAAGCGCGUGGUGGUCGCGUGCUAUCCAGACGACGCUGGGAACGACAAGGCCUGCUUCGAGAUUUCCUACGACACCCUGGUGUUUGCGGUGGGCGCGCAAAACAACACUUUCGGCGUCGAGGGUGUCAAGGAGCACUGCUUUUUCUUCAAGACGGUGGAGGAUGCCCAUCGCCUUCGGCGCCACGUGUCGGUGUGUUUCGAAAGAGCGUCGCUGCCCCAGACAACCGAGGAGGAGCGUCGCCGCCUGCUGUCGUUCGUCAUCGUGGGCGGCGGGCCCACGGGCGUGGAGGUCGCGGCCGAGCUGCACGACGUCAUCAACGAGGACCUCUCCCGCAUGUACCCCGACCUCGUGCCCGCCGCCUCCAUCAGGAUCGUGGACGGCAACGACUACGUGCUGAGCGCCUACGACCGCCGCAUCUCGCACUACACGGGCGCCGAGCUGCGGCGGGAGGGCGUGGAGCUGGUGAUGAACUCGCGGGUGAAGGCCAUUGGGCCGGGCGCUGUGACGAUCAGCAGGUCGGGGGAGACCGAGGAGCUGGAAUACGGGACGUGCGUGUGGGCGGCGGGCAUCGCCAAGAACCCGCUGGUGGGGCAGCUGCAGGAGGUGCUGCCGGAGCAGGGGCACCCCAGGUCCAUUGUCACCGACGGCCACCUUGGCGUGAAGGGCAGCAGUGGCAGGAUAUUCGCGGUGGGCGACGCUGCCACAAUCGAGCAGGGCCAGGCGCUGGGGCAUGCUGAUGAGCUGUUCGCUCGAGCGGCAAAGGGCGACAACGGGUGGCUCACCAUCAAGCAGCUGAGGAACGUCCUCUCUGAAGCUAGCACCGAGUUUCCUCAAUUCAAGUCCUACGAGAGGCUUUUCAAGUGUUACGGGUGUCAAAUGAGGGAGAAGUGCCCCAUGUCCCCAGUGGCAGAUCGGACGUUCUCGAGCGUCCUUGCGCCUGUUGAGGAGGUCGCUGGCGAAGGUGCCAGGCGCAAUGCCAUCAGCAGGGAGGAAUUCAAUGCUGUGCUCCAUAAGAUCGAUAGCCAGCUGAGGCCGCUGCCCGCAACGGCUCAGGUUGCGCGCCAGGAGGGCGAGUACCUGGCCCGCCUCUUCAACACCGGCAGUAUGACGCCAGGAGAAGAUCUCUCCGAACGGAUCAAGGCGUUCCGUUACGCCCACAAGGGCCAGCUGGCAUAUGUGGGCGAAGACAAGGCGGUGAUCGACGCACCCGGCCUGGGGCCCCUGUGGGGCAUCGCGGCUGGCCUCGUGUGGAAGGGCUUCGAGACGUACAGCCAGAUCAGCAUGAGGAACAAAAUACUGGUGGGCUUCGAUUGGGUGAAGAGCAAAGUCUUUGGGCGGGACGUGAGCCGCGUGUGA